Molecule: messenger RNA, 893 nt
Organism: Branchiostoma floridae (Florida lancelet)
Lineage: Eukaryota; Metazoa; Chordata; Leptocardii; Amphioxiformes; Branchiostomatidae
Exons: 6
Coding region: 194-649 (151 amino acids)
Source: RefSeq, a predicted model, not a curated record
CCUGGAGUGCUGGGUAAACUUCCAGAUCAGGGCUGGGGAAACCUUUGAUCUCCUACGCAAGUCUUUUACCGCAAAAAUGCAUAAAUACGUGGGGAAGCGGCAUGAGCACAAAGACAAAUCGCGAGGCUGUAACAGGUGUGCGUUCCAACCAACAGUUUCUCCUACGACAUAGACUCGACAUCUCGAGGUGACCAUGGUGGCGAGCGUGUUAGCGUCCUCUGCGGUGUUGCUGAUGUUGUUGUGCUGUGUGACCGCGGCCCCGGCACAACAGUUCAGCAGCCAGAAGUACAGAUCCAAGAGGCUGGCGGAGGCAGACCUGUUCACCAUGUUGAAGAACCUCCCUUCCGUGCAGUUCGCCCCAUCAAAGGGAAAACGACAGCCAGAGGUUGACAUGCUGGAGAUGAUAAAGAGUGUCACAGACCAUUCCUUGAAUAAAAAGCGUAGCGCCAGCGGUUCUGACGCCGUUCUUCAGCAGGAGACGAGCCGGGGGGCUGAACCUGCCAGGCCCGGCCCCGACAACAGGACACCGCGGCGGCUGGACCCACUGGACUACAACUUUAUCUGGACGUCUGAAAACAAGAUCACAGAUGUCCUGCAGAUCGGUGACCUGGUGGAGUUGAUGCUUAAUCAAAAAGUAGCAUUACCAUAGAAGGUCCAUCACCAGGCUGACGGCGGGCAUUGCCAAGAACACUCUUUCAGCUGAUUAGAAAAUUGCCUGUAAAGGUUUUAUCAUCUGCUUAAAAACAAAGACUUGGGCGGCUAACACAUGGCCUGAUGGUCCCCUAAAUGGACUAUGAGAACAGAAGAUACCAUGUAUAUAUCCAUGUAUCUGUGUUCAAUAUUGUCGUGAUGGAAGUUACUAAAAGAGAAAUAAAGUAUAUAUGUGGCUUGUA